AUGUCAUUAGACGCUAAGAUCGAUCAAGAAAUCCUUUCAUCGACACCACCAACUAGACGUAACUUUCUUAUUGUACCAUCGUUUAAUCCCGAACGCCGUCAUUCAUGGGGAAAUGUUAUCUUACAUCCAUGUCACAGAACCAAAAAGAUGACGACGUCACUGAUAUAUUGCUGUCUUUGCUUCGGCGUUGUUGGUUUGAUAGUUAUUGCUGUUGAAACAGCACUGAUGAGAACUGUUGCAAUAAAGUCAAUCACGAGUGUCACCAAUAGUCCUCCACCGCCGGUCAUUUCGAUCACCCGGUCGUCAUCAUCGUCGGAACUUUUAGCUGCAACAAUUCGACCAUUCCUUGUUGAGCGAGAGAAGCAACUAGCAUUAACACAAAUUCCAGCAGCUCGCGCAUCGGUUUCGUCAACAACACCGCGUUCUUUCCCAUUUCGAUGUUGCGGCGGAAGAAAACAUCCAUCACAGAUUCCGCUAGUCGAGUCAAUAUCUACGACUGGUCAUCAACGUCGAAAAAGUUCGACACCGAGUAUUCCUUCACGUCCUCUUCCAUCAUCAUUGAUUCAAAAUCAUCAAACGACAAAUCCAAAGCCGACAUCAACAUCAUCUUCAGCAAAGCCGCGAGCUUCGACGAAGAAGCAUCAUCGACGACGUGGAAUGGCCUCGGUUUGUGUCUCAUGCGUUUCCUCAAAUCAUAAUCGACGAUCGAGUUUAACCAGAGACGAUUCGAUUGCAAUCCCUGCUCAUUCUUCUCCAAAUUCUUCAUCUCGUACUCCACCUCUAUUACUCCGUCUCGGACAGAUUAUACUAAGACGACGAAUAAAUUCGAACACUAAUCAUAACAGGGAGACGACAAAAACCACGAAUAACAAAAUCAGGUAA
Adineta ricciae is the source of this 882-nucleotide messenger RNA. NCBI's taxonomy places the organism in Eukaryota, Metazoa, Rotifera, Eurotatoria, Adinetida, Adinetidae. The record is from the annotation of a GenBank genome assembly.